Molecule: messenger RNA, 1152 nt
Organism: Pyricularia oryzae 70-15
Lineage: Eukaryota; Fungi; Ascomycota; Sordariomycetes; Magnaporthales; Pyriculariaceae
Exons: 3
Coding region: 1-1152 (383 amino acids)
Source: RefSeq, a predicted model, not a curated record
AUGGCCCGGGGACCCCGACAAAUAAUAGGUCUGACCAUCCAGGCUGCCGCCAGGAAGGACGAAGGCCACAGGCCUCUGCCUUUUACCGGCAUUGGAAUCCUCACACUGUGGGAUAGCCAGCUCGGAGAUGGCAAUAGCAAUGAUGACGACGGCGAGGACGAGAACAACAAUGAUAACUGCAUUCUGCCCAACGGCAUCGCCCGCCUGCGAGGCGACGAGAUGGCCAUCGACGACAUCCUCUGGUCCGAGCCUGGAACUUGCCACUUCGCAGAGCCAUACUACAACAACACUUCGCUGAGGUUUGUGAACUACGAUGAAAGCCGAACGAGAGCAGAACUCGUGGAGCUCAACGAUGACCUCGUGCCUCACGACGUUCUGCUGUGGGCUGCAGACACAUCCGAACUCGCCCAGCUGAAGCGCAUUUCCAUCUUUAUCGCGUAUUCUGACGAGGUGGACAAUGUAAAAUUUGGCGUGUUUGACAUCUGCGGGCUGGGCGUGGAAUUCGUCGAUGGUCACCCCGACGGCAGCAGGUUUGUAGGCCUCAGGGGGAGAGAGUCUGGGUCCAUUGAGCAGGCUGAGGGGGCGGCGCGAAAGCAGCCGCAGCUGGCGCGGGGAUCUGACGCUGCCCUCACCGAGAUGCAGGGAGGCAGGGGCAAUUGGCGAAUCGAUAUGGAUAUUGACGGGCCGGGCGGCGAGUUCAUCACGGGAGUUUCUAGCCAUGAAGGUUCUAACGAUUGGCCUGUUUCUGGUCUCAAGUUCCGGACAAAUAGAGGCCGCGAGGCCGGGUGCUGGUUGGACAGUAGCGAUGACGAUGGUAACUUUCCGCAACGGGCUUCGUUCGAGGAUCCGCCUGGCCGCACUUUGGUUGGGAUGGUUGUGCGAUUUGACUGCGGGCGCGGGAGGGACACCAAUGGUAACCGGACUCACAAGAGCUUGACCAACAUGGGAGGGAUUGCGAUGCAGCUUGGAAUCGGUUCAGAGGGCAUGAUACCUGAUGAUGACUCUUACUACGAGGAUACCAGAUCGUACUACUACAGCUCUGACGAAGAUGAUGAGGGUAAUGGUGACGAUCAAGAAGACGAGGGUGAUGAGGACAACGAGGGUGAUGAGGACAACGAGGACGAUGAAGAAAACGACGAGGAUGACGAGUGA